Messenger RNA from Pelagomonas calceolata, 687 nucleotides. The record is from the annotation of a GenBank genome assembly. NCBI's taxonomy places the organism in Eukaryota, Pelagophyceae, Pelagomonadales, Pelagomonadaceae.
CCUAAAAAGCCGCAUUGCUCGCGUCACACUUCGCGCGCCAGCCAAAUCGUUCGUUUGUGAGCCGUUACAGCUGUGGGACAACGAUCCUGCCCACACUACAUUGUAGCCCACAGCCGACAGCACUAAAGAUGUCCCAGAUGGGCGGCGGCCUCCGCUGGCACGGCGUCUCGAAGACGGGCUCGACGGCGACGUCGCGCAUCAUGAACGCCGCGAAGGCCGAGCGCGAAAAGGCUAAUAGAUCUGCCCCAAAGGUCGGGUCCGCCUCCGUGACCGAUGGGGACGACUGGCUCGCCGUCGCUGCCGCCGAGAGGGCAGCGAGGGAAAGGACGGGCGCCACGGGCAACGCCUUCGCCGACGGCGCGUCGCUGGUGCGGGAGGCGAAGCGCCAAGCGACGGAGGACGACGACGAGUUCGCGAUUCCGGCCCAAUCUAAAAAGGCGCGCGUCGACGACGAGGCCGACGGCCCGCCGCCGACAGAGAAACCAACGGAGAAGGUGGAGCUCUCGCGGGAAGCGAAGCGCGAGGUCGAGCUGUCGAUCAUGGAGCUGCGGGACGAGCUCGAGGAGGAAGGGUUGGACGAGGACGCGAUCGACGCGCGGUGCGACGCUUUGCGAACGAAGCUCCUCGAGAAGGCCGCCGCCGACGCUGUAAAGUAGAAUAGAUAGUUUUUUUUUUACCCUCCGCUGC